This is a messenger RNA of Eremomyces bilateralis CBS 781.70, 2013 nucleotides long. RefSeq names its product MFS general substrate transporter. The transcript has 3 exons. The record is from RefSeq and is a predicted model, not a curated record. Gene Ontology annotation, biological process: transmembrane transport. Gene Ontology annotation, molecular function: transmembrane transporter activity. The coding region runs from base 76 to 1824 and encodes 582 amino acids. NCBI's taxonomy places the organism in Eukaryota, Fungi, Ascomycota, Dothideomycetes, Eremomycetales, Eremomycetaceae.
UCGCUCGUCCCCAGAGGUUUCGAAUCCUCUCCAUUGGAGCACGAAUAUCGAGCACAUCGCCUUGUUUUCAUCAAAAUGGGAGACAAGAAGGCUGUUGUGGAGCCCGCCUCCGAGAAGCAGGAUGUGGAAAUGGUCGAGAUGGUGGACUCCGCUUCGGAUAGAGGAGCCAAGACCGAUUCCCUGAGAGACCGACUUCGCGUCAACGUCGACGGAAACGAGGACGAUGCCCCUUUCAAGCUGAACGCGCGCCUUGUUAUGGCUCUUGUGGGCUGCAGUUUCGCCUUCGCCGGCUCGCAAUUGAUUCCGCUAUCCUUCUUCACCCUCUAUACCUUCAUCGCCAAAGAUUUUGGAGAAACCAACUUCGUCUGGCUGAAGGCCGCCAACUGGACCGGCCAGAUCGGCGCCGCAUGUACCCUGGGGCCUCUCUCCGAUCUUCUCGGUCGCAAGCCCAUGUUCAUGGCUGGCAUCUCUUUGUCUAUGCUCGGCAUGAUUGUGUGCGCCUCGACCCCUACCGCCAGCGGCUUCAUCGCCGGUCAAGCUCUGGCCGGUUUCGGGCUCAUGGCCGAAGAACUCCUCGCUCUUGCCGUCACCGCGGAGCUCGUGCCGACCUCGAAACGAGCCGUUUACGGGGCCGCGAUGAUUGCUGGUUUCAUUCCCUGGGCACCCGGUGCGUUGUACGCCCAGCUGAUUGCCAUGUACAAUUGGAGAUGGAUUGGCUGCAUGAUUGCUAUCUGGCACUUGCUGGCUCUGGCCAUGAUUGCUGGGUUCUACAAGCCACCGCCCAGAGUUGCUCACCAAAGCGAAUCUAGGAAAGAAAUCAUUCAGAAGAUCGAUAUAGUUGGCAUUGCCCUUGGCAUCACUGGGUUUGUGGUUUUCCUCGUCGGCCUCAACUGGGGAGGCCAGACGUAUCCUUGGGCGUCGGUUCAAGUUGGGUGUGCUCUAGGCUUUGGCUUGUUCACCGUCAUUCUGUUUAUUUGCUGGGAAAUGUUCGGCGCCAAGUACCCGUUGUUCCCUCGUCGGCUCGUCCAAGUCAAGAGUACCUUCUGGGCCAUCAUGCUGGUCAUCUUCGCUGCCGGGAUCAACUACGUUCCUCUCGCCAUCUUCUGGCCCAUCGAAUCCAUCAGUGUCUUCAACUCGAACCACAAAGAGACAGGACUCAAUACCGUUCCUGUUGGCCUCUGCAUUCUCGGUGGCGCCAUCAUCUCCGCCGGAUUCUGCGGGAAAUGGCCGCAGCAUUGCCGUUUGAUCAUGACAUUCUUCUGCAUCAUGCAAACAGCUGGUGUCGGCGCCAUGGCCGCCAUUGAUCCUCACAAUAUUAACACCGCGUGGCCCCCGCUUAUCAUCGGCCUCGUUGGAGUCGGCGGGGUGCUAUUCCCCAACCAAAUCAUCGUCACCGUCAUCACCCCCGACGAUCUCCUGGCCACCGUCACGUCGCUCACCUUCGUCAUCCGCGGCGUCAGCCAGUCGGUGGCGUUAGCCCUGCUCCAGAAUCGUUUCGUCGCCGCCGUGACGGCGAACGCUUUAAAGCUCGUGGCUCCCGCCGCCAUCAAAGCCGGCCUGACGAGCGUCCCGCAGAUCACCGAACUGGUCAACUCGCUCACAGCGGUGCCAUUCAAGGAGUAUGUGCCCCAGAUGUUGCCGAUGGUCAAUACGACCGAGAAAUAUGACAUGCUCUUCGAGGCCACCGUGCAAACCUUUGGCAAGAGCUUCCCCACCUUGUAUUACAUUGGCCUCGGGUUUGGGAUUGUCGGAUGCAUCGCCUCGAUUUUGGUGGGGGAUAUGUCCAAGUACAUGGACGAGCACGUGGCUGUCCAUAUUCACUGAUCGCGUUACGUUACGAAUGUACUCGACCUAGCUCCGCGUUGGAAUUUGAUUGAUAGAAUAUGUCUAACUACCAAUAUAUUGAACGUGCCGCACGUCCCAUUUUGAUUUUGCCUGAUCGCUCGGACCACGCGCUAGAACCGCUAGAACCUAAAACCGUGACAGGCUGAUUGGCAAUUACUUUUCCGAGAC